This is a messenger RNA of Rhizopus microsporus ATCC 52813, 1629 nucleotides long. RefSeq lists its product as uncharacterized. NCBI's taxonomy places the organism in Eukaryota, Fungi, Mucoromycota, Mucoromycetes, Mucorales, Rhizopodaceae. The coding region runs from base 302 to 1192 and encodes 296 amino acids. The transcript is spliced from 2 exons. The record is from RefSeq and is a predicted model, not a curated record.
UUUCUCUUUUCUUUCUUUAUAUAGAUCAAGUGUAUAGACAUCAUAUGGAGCAAAUUGCCCCCAUGCAUGAAGAUAAUUAUUAUCAUCAACAGAAUAUAAAUAAGGUAAAAUAGGUUGUUAUUAUCAAGUAUUUAUAUUUUUUUAAAUCAUCGUAAAUUUUUUGAAGCUGAAUUUACAACCUUCGAAUAUAUUGUCAACUACUAUAAAUAAACCAAGACCACGUUCACUGACAGAGGAACAAUGGAAGACAUCGAAAAAUAAAGAGAGUUGGAGGACUAGAAAAGAGACAGAAAAUUGGAAAAUGUCAGCCAAACCACGCCAUGCUCAGCUCAUACAAGACGAACACCACUUGAGAAGACAGUCUGCACCCUUAUUUAGUACUCAGUUGAAUCGUAAACCACUUCCUCAAGAACCAAUACAUCAACAACAACAACAACAGCAGGAACCUUUGCCACCUGUUGAAUAUAACCCCGUUGAUACUGAUAGUUCUAUUUAUAUGAAUCCUGUUCAACAGCAUCCUGUAGGAUUCAUUCAACAUCACCCCACCUAUCCUUUGUUAUACAGCCAAGAAAUAUAUCCUUACCCUCAGCCACCACAGACAGCUGCAGAUGCUUACCCAACCAUGGCGCCAUCAGUGUAUCCAAAUUAUCCUCCAAUGCACCCUCCAAUAGAAUAUCAUUCCGGCCUUUCACAGCAUGAAUAUCCUCAAUAUAUACAACCAACGCCUAUGAUGGCUCCUAAUAUGACACCCAACAUAGUGGCCACUCCAGCCUUGGCUACAGCUCCUCAUCAACGAAUUAUUCCACAAACAUUGUCUGAUCCACCUGUGGAUAACAAGAGCGAAAAGAAGGACACUAGUGCAAAGAAUGAAAAGAAAACGAGACAGAUCACGGUUCAAUCGAUCAAUAAGGAGCAUAGAGUCUGGAUAGAUGUAUCGCCUACAGAGACAGGUCUAUCUUUGGCGGAAAAAAUUCAUAUCAUUGCUACAUUCAGAACAAGAAAGAUUGUUUCUAUAACAACAGCAUCAGGAAGAAAGGUACCGUUGGAUAAUAGACCAGUGUUUGGUAGUUGGGUUGAUAUGGAAAACUUUCAAGAUGGUGAACGAUGGACUGUUGAAUGGUGCGAAAAUGAUAGAGGAGUGGUGGAUAGACUGAUAUCAAAAGUAGUUCAGGUAACUAGUUGUGGUGUUUGACCUAUAAAAUGUAUUAAUAAUGACCUAGGCUGGAGGUGGUAAACGUCAUAAAGAUCAUAUAGCAAAGGAUAAAUAAAUAAUAAAAAAGACAUAAAAAGUGAGGAUAUCUAUAAUAACAUCGGACAUGGAAUCUAUUUGCUAAACGUGUGACAUAUGAUCUCUAAGUGAAAGAGGAAAAAGUUUAUCAUAGAUUAAAUCAGUGAUAUGAUAUCUUGUACUUUUUUUUUUGUCCGAUUCUUUUUUCGUCCUUUUCAUAAACAAGAAAGAAAGGAAAAGAGAAAGAAAGAAAGGUUGACGUUUAAAGAUACGAGCAUAGUUGUAAUACAGCAAGCAUGUGCUUUCAUAAUAAAGUACGCGUUCAGAGUCUAAUGAAAUUCCGAAUCCCCAUCGAGGACACAUCGUCCAAUAGAUAAUGUUGGAUAUUUUUUUUUGUGAAG